AAAUAUGAGCAUGGCUUGGUUUUUUCAAAAAAACUAGUCUCAACUCCAAAAGUCCCCAACCCCAACCACGAUCUGCUCACGCCGCAUCUGGAGCACUUUACGAUGGUAAUUCGAACGUAGUAAUUGCUUUUGAUGUGAACUAUGAAGACUAUAACAAAGGCUAGGGAGUUUCGAUGCAUUGAGUACUUAUCUUCAUUGCGGAGAAGUUUUUCCUUUUCCUCUUCCUCUUCCUCCCAUUCUCGUCACUUUCAAUUUCGCAAUGAUAAACGGAAUCAUCUGAACCCCAAAGACCUUGUCAGCGAGGAUAACAAAUUUGAAGAAGCCGUUGAUGUUUUAUGUCAGCAAAAGCGCGUCAAGGAAGCGGUUGAAUUGCUCCAUCGUACUGAUCAUCGACCCUCCGCGCGCGUGUACUCCACCCUCAUUGCCGCUUGCGUUCGUCACCGCGCUCUUGAACUGGGUAGGAGGGUCCAUGCCCACACUAAAGCUUCUAACUUUGUUCCAGGGGUUUUCAUUUCUAACCGUUUGCUUGAUAUGUAUGCCAAAUGUGGGAGCCUCGUGGAUGCCCAGAUGCUGUUUGAUGAAAUGGGUCACAGGGAUUUGUGUUCUUGGAAUACCAUGAUAGUUGGUUAUGCCAAACUUGGUCGCCUUGAACAAGCUAGGAAACUGUUUGAUGAAAUGCCCCAGAGAGAUAACUUUUCUUGGAAUGCUGCAAUAUCUGGUUAUGUCACCCAUAAUCAGCCUCGGGAGGCUCUGGAGCUGUUUAGAGUGAUGCAGAGGCAUGAGAGAUCGAGUUCAAAUAAGUUUACCUUGUCCAGUGCCUUGGCUGCUUCUGCUGCCAUUCCUUGCUUACGUCUUGGGAAGGAAAUUCACGGCUACUUAAUAAGAACUGAGUUGAACUUGGAUGAAGUCGUUUGGAGUGCUCUGUUGGAUUUGUAUGGCAAGUGUGGGAGUUUAGAUGAAGCUAGGGGAAUUUUUGACCAGAUGAAGGACAGAGAUGUUGUUUCAUGGACUACCAUGAUUCAUAGAUGCUUUGAAGAUGGAAGAAGAGAAGAGGGGUUUUUGUUAUUCAGAGACUUGAUGCAGUCAGGUGUUAGACCAAAUGAGUAUACGUUUGCUGGAGUUCUAAAUGCAUGUGCUGACCAUGCUGCUGAACACCUGGGAAAGGAGGUUCAUGGGUACAUGAUGCACGCAGGGUAUGACCCCGGUUCAUUUGCUAUAAGUGCCCUUGUUCAUAUGUACUCAAAGUGUGGGAACACUAGAGUUGCAAGAAGGGUGUUCAACGAGAUGCAUCAGCCUGAUUUGGUAUCAUGGACUUCUCUAAUUGUUGGGUAUGCUCAAAAUGGUCAACCAGAUGAAGCACUUCAUUUCUUUGAAUUACUACUCCAAUCAGGUACCAAGCCUGAUCAAGUAACCUUCGUUGGUGUCCUUUCAGCUUGUACUCAUGCUGGAUUAGUGGAUAAAGGGUUAGAAUAUUUCCAUUCAAUAAAGGAGAAACAUGGAUUGAUGCAUACUGCUGAUCAUUAUGCAUGUGUUAUUGAUUUAUUGGCAAGAUCUGGCCGAUUCAAAGAGGCAGAGAAUAUCAUUGAUAACAUGCCCGUAAAGCCUGAUAAAUUCCUUUGGGCAUCCUUACUUGGAGGAUGUAGAAUACAUGGGAACCUUGAAUUGGCUAAAAGAGCAGCAAAAGCAUUAUAUGAGAUAGAGCCCGAGAAUCCAGCUACCUAUAUCACUCUGGCUAAUAUUUAUGCUAAUGCUGGUCUAUGGAGCGAGGUAGCCAAUGUUAGAAAGGAUAUGGACAAUAUGGGGAUAGUGAAGAAGCCAGGUAAGAGCUGGAUUGAAAUUAAAAGACAAGUGCAUGUGUUCUUAGUAGGAGAUACAUCCCACCCAAAAACAAGUGAUAUACAUGAAUUCCUAGGAAAACUCUCAAAGAAAAUAAAGGAAGAAGGCUAUGUUCCUGACACGAACUUUGUGCUACAUGAUGUGGAGGAGGAGCAGAAAGAGCAAAAUCUUGUUUACCACAGUGAGAAGCUUGCUGUUGCCUUUGGAAUAAUUUCAACUCCCCCAGGAACUCCAAUCAAGGUUUUUAAAAAUUUAAGAACUUGUGUAGACUGUCACACCGCCAUCAAAUAUAUAUCAAAGAUUGUUCAAAGAAAGAUAACAGUGAGAGAUUCAAAUAGGUUUCAUUGUUUUGAGGAUGGAAGCUGCUCGUGUAAAGACUAUUGGUAGCACUCCGCUUCAACAGACAUGCCAAGCAUUGAGUGAAUUGCUGUCUUUGAUCCAUGGUUCUGACAGAAUACACGGCCUUUGGUGUAUUUUCAUUGGUCAUAUUCUUUUUCCUCCUUUCCCUAUCAUUUAAAUGGUGUUGCUUUCAAGCGAAAUUGUUGGAUGCCCCACUGCAACCAGAUAUGAAAUGUUCAAUAAGAUUGAGAUCUACAUUAUGCAGGAACGAUCAUAGAGAGAUCUACAUUAAUUUAAAUGGCACAAUUUCUGUCAAUCUGCCAGAUUCAUUCAUCCAGAUCAUUCAUUUAUUUCCCCCCAACAAUUAUCUUCGGGCUACAAGGUAAAAUAAGAUGACCGAGUUGAGGAGCAGGAAAGUAUGGAGGUGCAUUGAGUGGACAAUUGCUUGUGACUAUUCUCUCCGACCCAAAAAAACAUCUUCAAUCACAUUCACGAGCAUGGCUGUUUUUCUUCAUUUUGAAAUUUUUUUAUACUGAAAUUAAGCUCUUUUUUUUUCUCCAAAUGCAAACGUUUUCAGGUUGAAGCACAAACAAUGAUUUAUUAUUCAAUAAAAACAAAUGUUUGAUUA
Molecule: messenger RNA, 2803 nt
Organism: Glycine soja
Lineage: Eukaryota; Viridiplantae; Streptophyta; Magnoliopsida; Fabales; Fabaceae
Product: pentatricopeptide repeat-containing protein At4g37170
Exons: 2
Coding region: 142-2223 (693 amino acids)
Biological process (GO): RNA modification
Molecular function (GO): protein binding; RNA binding; zinc ion binding
Source: RefSeq, a predicted model, not a curated record